AUGGAUAAAUUGCGUUUUUGUUAUUUGUUGCUGUAUGUUAUAGGGGCGGUAACUACAAAAAGCUACGCCGCUGCAGCUGUUCCAGAUUACUAUAAUUUCACAAUCAAUGGACAGACGUACUGGUUAUCUAACUACUCAGCCAGUGAACAAACUGCAAGGAAUAAAUGCGCCAACAUCUACUCAGAGUUGGCCUUGUUCAACACUAACGCUGAACUCCGAAAUGUUGCCACGUAUAUUUUAAACAACAUUGCAAAAGGUUUUUCUUUUUGGGUAGAUAUUAUAUCAAAAGACGAAAACAAUGAUGGUAAGUAUGAGUUCUACUGGAAAACUGAAGAUUUGGAUCAAACCCUUUGGGGAUACCCUGAUCCUAACGAAAACUGUCAAUCGGUUCAAAAAGACACACCUUGUUGCGUGGAUAUAGGGUUAUAUGAUAAGUAUUGUUUGUUUGAUUACCCUUGUACUGGCCUAAUCAGGUUUUUGUGUAAGUCAGUUGACGAGUGUCUCAAUAACGUUGACAAGUGUGAGCAUGGGUGCCGAGAUAAAGCCCUGGGUUACGACUGUUACUGUAACGCAGGUUACAGCUUGGCGAGCGACGGUUACGCGUGCGAUGACGUCAACGAGUGUAACACAUCGACGCCGUGUCAGCAGGCGUGUACCAACACGCACGGCUCCUACACGUGUGGUUGUUAUACCGGGUACACGAUGGCCGUGUUCGGCGAGUGUGUUGACGUGGACGAAUGUAAAAAUACACCUUGCCCGUACAACUGUAAAAACACCGAAGGAUCCUUUUACUGUGAGUGCCUACAAGGAUAUUCCCUGGCUCCAAAUCAAACCAACUGUACCGAUAUUGACGAAUGUUCUGUUUUCAAACCUUGCCAACAAAACUGCAAAAACACCGACGGCUCUUUUGAAUGCUCUUGCGGACCUGGCUACGUCCUUUCUAACGAUAAAACAAACUGCACUGAUAUUAAUGAAUGUCUUCAAUUUCCUUGCCAACAAGAAUGCGAAAAUACCGACGGUUCUUUUAAAUGUUUUUGCAUACCAGGGUACCAACUCUCAAGCGACGGUGUAAAGUGUGUUGAUGUUGAUGAAUGUGGACUAAACUCGUGUCAAUUUGACUGUGUCAAUACAGACGGAAGCUACUCCUGUCUUUGCCCGUGUGGCUACACCUUGCUAUCAGAGCUGGGAAAACUUAGCACGGUGUGUCAAGACAUAGAUGAGUGUGUACUGAAUCCUUGCCCGUAUAACUGCAGCACAUGGAGUAACCCUUGUAACAGUAUAUGCAACAACACGAACGGAUCUUUUGAGUGUAUUUGCCCACCAGGAUACACGUUAUCAUCGGAUAAACUGACGUGUGUAAUGAAAGAUCCGUGUUCAGUUGACUUAAACCCCUGUUCUCAUAUUUGUACCAGCACAAACGGCAACGCCCGAUGUUCUUGUCCCUGGGGGUAUCUUCUAGAUUACAAUAAGGUCAACUGUACAGAUAUCGAUGAGUGUGCUUCAUUGGAUGUUUGUCAACAAGGAUGUACCAACACAUUAGGGUCAUUUAUGUGCUACUGCAAACAGGGUUAUCAACUUUCUAACGACGGUAAAACUUGUGUUGAUAUUGACGAAUGUCUUCCAAAUCCCUGUCAACAUUCCUGCAACAACACCGAUGGAUCGUUUAACUGCUUUUGCAGAAUAGGCUACCAGCUAUCUUACGACGGUAAAACUUGUACUGAUAUAGAUGAAUGUCAACAAAAUACUUGCACACAGUUAUGUAACAACACUGAAGGAUCGUUUAACUGCUAUUGCAGAAUAGGCUACCAGCUAUCUUACGACGGUAAAACUUGUACUGAUAUAGAUGAAUGUCAACAAAAUACUUGCACACAGUUGUGUAACAAUACUGAAGGAUCGUUUAACUGCUAUUGCAGAAUAGGCUACCAGCUAUCUUACGACGGUAAAACUUGUACUGAUAUAGAUGAAUGUCAACAAAAUACUUGCACACAGUUGUGUAACAAUACUGAAGGAUCGUUUAACUGCUAUUGCAGAAUAGGCUACCAGCUAUCUUACGACGGUAAAACGUGUACUGAUAUAGAUGAAUGUCAACAAAAUACUUGCACACAGUUAUGUAACAAUACUGAAGGAUCGUUUAACUGCUAUUGCAGAACAGGCUACCAGCUAUCUUACGACGGUAAAACUUGUACUGAUAUAGAUGAAUGUCAACAAAAUACUUGCACACAGUUAUGUAACAAUACUGAAGGAUCUUUUUUCUGCCAUUGCAGAACAGGCUACCAACUUUCUAGCGACAAUCAAACUUGUACUGAUAUCAAUGAAUGUCUUCAAAAUCCCUGUCAACAUACAUGCAACAACAAUGAAGGAUCCUUCAGUUGUAACUGUAAACCUGGCUAUCAGCUAUCUAAAAACGGCACAAACUGUCUUGAUGUUGACGAAUGUCUGCAACAUCCUUGUCAACAUACAUGCAACAACACAGAUGGAUCCUUCAAAUGUGGAUGCCCAACCGGCUACAUUAUCGCACCGGAUCAAACUAACUGCACAGACAUUGACGAAUGCAAUAUAUCCAACCCUUGCCAACAAGAAUGCAAAAACACUUUGGGUUCAUUCAACUGUUACUGCCGAAAAGGGUACGAAAUUUCUACCUACGGCAAUUCUUGUGCUGAUAUUGACGAAUGUCUUCAACAACCGUGUCAAUAUACAUGUAACAACACUCAAGGGUCUUAUAAAUGUGAAUGCCCACAAGGUUUCAUCCUUGCACCUGAUCAAACUAACUGUACUGAUAUAAACGAAUGUGCAUCCCAACACCCUUGUCAACAAGGUUGCAGCAAUACUGAAGGUUCUUUUCGAUGUUUUUGUAGGCGCGGAUACCAACUCUCCUACGAUAAUCAAACGUGUGUUGAUAUAAACGAAUGUUCACAGAAGCCGUGUCAACACGAAUGCAAUAACACGGAUGGUUCAUUUACCUGCUCAUGUCCUCAAGGAUUUAGUCUUGCAUGGGAUCAAAGAAACUGCCAGGAUAUCAACGAAUGCGGUUCAAAUCCUUGUCAGCAUGUGUGUACAAACACAGAAGGUUCUUUUACGUGUUCGUGUAACGCUAGCUACACACUAGGAAGUGAUGGUCUGUCGUGUGUUGCGACUACCGUAUGUGGUCCAGGUGUGUUGUGUAGUAAUCCGACGUGUAUCAACACACUGAUAGUUCCAGUGUGUGUUUGUCCUCUAGGCUACAUCUUGACAGGAUCUUUGUGUAUAAACGUCGAUGAAUGCGCUAGACUUAACUGCUCGGAUAUUUGCACCAACACAAACGGUUCGUUUAAAUGUUCGUGUAAAACAAACUACACACUAGCCAGUGAUGGUCGCUCGUGUGUUCCUGUUAACACGUGUGCUUCAGGUGUGCUGUGUAGCAACGGCACGUGUAAAAAUCAAGUGUGUACUUGCCCUUUAGGCUACAACUUGACAGGAUCGGUGUGUGUAGAUAUCAAUGAAUGUUCAGGAGCUAACACCUGUUCAGAUACUUGCAUCAACACUGAAGGAAGCUACACAUGCGCGUGCAAGCAAGGCUACACAUUAACCGCAGACAACACGUCGUGUGUAGAAUCCAACCCGUGUACUGAAGGUACUCACGACUGCGAGCACAUAUGCACCAAAACUAACACAUCUUUUCUCUGCAGUUGCAAACCAGGGUACCGUCUAGACACCUCCAACAACAAAACAUGCAUCGAUAUCGAUGAAUGUAAAACCAAUCAAUCAAUAUGUGAUCAUCGCUGUACCAACACCUACGGGUCGUACCUAUGUACCUGUAACCAAGGAUACCGAGUAGAAAACUCCCACUGUGUUGCGUCACGUACCCCGAGUUAUUGCCCUUGUAUGUGUCGGAAUCUCUCUAAUCUACCAACAGCUUUAACAGUUAAGGAAACUUUAAGACGUAUCCAGGAAAUUGAAACAAGUUUAAAACUAAACUCAAAAACUCUCUCUUCCUACUCUCUAAAGUUAACAAGCGCUGAAGACAAUAGAGUUUCUGCGCAGACAGUCGGCUAUGUUGGAGUUGUGCUACUUGUAAUAACAGCAACCGUGAUAAUUCUUCCGGAUAUCUUCUCCGUAAUUUGGUACCUCGCAUCGUGCCGGAAACAUUAA
This is a messenger RNA of Physella acuta, 4128 nucleotides long. Its product is annotated as fibrillin-1-like. Gene Ontology annotation, molecular function: calcium ion binding. The record is from RefSeq and is a predicted model, not a curated record. Lineage: Eukaryota; Metazoa; Mollusca; Gastropoda; Physidae.